AUGAAAAUGGAAAAAGAUAAGAAUGCCGGAACGACAGCUAGUAUAAAAUAAUUUAGCUUUAUUAGCAAUAGAUUAUUUUUUAACUGUCAAGGAGGGGUUUUUAUUUAUGAUGUAUCGAAUAUUAAUUAACCUCAACUUGUUUCUGUUAUUAAGGCUAAUUAAGGUGCAUAGCUCAUAGAAAUUUCACCUUAAAUAAAUUAUAUAUUUUUGGUGGAUGGAACUUUUAGAAUUAUAAAGAUUACAAAUAUGGACGACUUUAUUCAAUCUCCUUAAACACCUAUCAAAACAUAAGAUUAGUGUUCUUUCUCAUUUACUUAUAUAUAUUUAAGCUAUAUCUUUAAUAACUACUUAAUUCUCAAUUCGCCAUCCACUAUUAUUGCAGGAGCUGAUUUAACUGCAUUUUUAUAAACAGGAAAAUGUAGUGAUUUAUAGUUUAAUAAUUAUUAUUCAAAUAAUAGUUCAUUUACUACUGUUUCUAUAACUCAAAAUAAAAAAUACAUAUUUCUUAAUUAAGCAAAUGUCUAUGUAAAUGUAGUAGAGAUGAACUAUGAACCCAUACUAUCUGCGAAAAUAUUUUAAAUUAUUGAAAUUAACAAGUACAUUUAAUUUCUUACUCUUUCUUAUGAUCUUUCAUUUCUAAUUAUCUCAAACUAAAUGACAAUAGACUUUUUCUUUAUAAAAAGUAACCCUAAUUACAACUUUACGCUUCCUAGUAUACUUAAUUUGCCUUCAAUAAUCUCAUAUAUAGACCCUGUAGUACCUUUAAAUCCUGUUCAGCCUUAUGAUUGCUAGUUUACAUCAGCAAAAAAAUAUCUUAUCUAUACUAAAGGUUCUUAUGGAACUUAUAUCAUUUAAGAAGAUUAAAAUAGCCACUAUUUAUCAGUAAGUUAAAGUAUUAACCCUCCUCCAACUCCUUCUGAAACUUUAAGGAUGUCAAGAGCUUUUAAUAAUGAUUAAAAUCUUUUAAUUGGAAGAGGUACAAGUAUUUAUAUAUACGAUAUAUCCAAUUUAUCAGGUCCUAUUUAACUUUCUAUGUUAAAUUUUGGAUUUGUCGGGAUCUAAUUUCGUCGCUCUUAUAUUACAAAAGAUAUGAAAUAUGCGUUGCUUGCUGGAGAUAUAAAAGGUGUUUUAGUCGUUGAUAUAUCUAAUUUGAAAAAUCCUUUUCUUGUUACUACUAUUUAUCAUAAUUUUCCUCGUUUAACAAGUUGCUAUUACGUUGAUAUGCCAACAAGUGAAAAAUAUGCAGUAGCAUCAUAUCUUUCCUUAGGAAUCAUACUCUACGAUUUCACUGAUUUUAAGAAUCCUAAAAUUUUAUCUUAUUUGACUACUUAAAGUGCUCGCUAGACAGUAUUUUUCUAAAAUUAAAAUUUUUUGUUGAAAUCUGAUCUCUAAGAAGGAAUUAUGAUUGUUAAUGUAACUGAUGUUUUGAAUCCAUAAUAAGUAUCUACAAUAAUUUAAGAUGCAUCUGCUAGGCAGUGUAUUUUAGUUUAGAAUGAUCUGUUUGCUGUAUGUACAUCUAGUUAUCUUGGAAAUUUAUUAUUAAUAGAUCUAAGAGACUUAACAAAUCCCAAAAUAUAAUAAAGGUAUGAUUUUAGAAACAAAUAAUUAAGUGGAUAUAAUGUGUGCUUAAGCAGUGAUUAGAAAAUAAUUUAUUUAGGCCUAGUUGAUUCUAUAGUUAGAGUAAGCCUUUAUCCUUAAAUUUAAUUUGAGACGAACUUACUACUUCUUUAAAGAGGUUCUACUCAAUUAAACAAAUUUAUAGAUUUCUUAAAACCUUUUGAACUUGGUACCUAGGUGAAAGUUACACUUUAAUAAGUCAAUCCAGCCAGAAAAGUAUUUAUUACAGGAGCUAAGUUUUAUAAUAAUUAUAAGGUUUAAGAUUUACCUUUUUGGGCGACUUUUUCAACAGCUGAUUCCUCACUUACUCUCUCAUUUACAAAACAAUCUAUAAGUAGUAACAAUAUCUACUCAUAGAAUAGUAACGGUACUGACUAUUAUAACUUUUAGUUUAUAUUUAUUAUAAAUUAAUCUAUUUUUAAUUUUGACUUUAUUAAUAAAAGCUUAAAUAUCGAUUAAAACUUAUCAAAUCAAAUAUUUGUAGAUAGUAUUUUAGCAGGAUUGUUAGACAAUAAUUAUUAUUAUUAAGGUCAAUCCUUUGAAGCUAUAAAUUAUUAUUUUUAGUAAAAAUAUUAAUAAAGUCAAAUUUAAUUUAUAUUUUAUGUUCUAAGUAGUAAAUUGCUUUACUACUCCAUUUAAUUAAAUGUCUAUGACUCUUUAAUAGUCAGUAUAGAUGAUAUAAAUGCAAAACCAUAUAUUUAUUCUGUGAAUAAUUAUAUUAAUAUUGAUUUUACUGUGGAUAUGAAAUAGGCAAAUUUUAUUCCAUAAACAUAUAGUGGAGUUUUGACUUAUCUGAGUGAUAAAAGCGAUUGGCUGAAAAUAGAAGGAGAUUUAAAUUCAAUAAAUCUUGUUAUAUAAAAUGGAAUUUAAUUAGCAAACUUUACAGAUGCUUCUAAUAUCAACAUUACUAUAACGUUUGAUGAUACAGUAAAUAAACUGAUUACCAAAAAUAUCCAUGCAUCAAGCAAGAAUAUAAUUAAACUUAAUUCUCCGAUAUUAAAUAACCCAGAUCUUUCAAUAUAAGAAGAUUUUGAGAAAAAAUUUUCAAAAAAAUCUGUAAAUAUAGAGGAUACAUUUAGUUACACGUUUAGCUCUUAAAUUUUUAUCAAUAAAGAUAACAGAAAUAUUUAAUAUCAAGCUUUUAUGCUUCAAAGUAAUGGAAAAUAUUUACCUUUAACUUAACAAAGUUGGUUAUUAUUUUAGGCUUAAGAAAGGACUUUUGUUGGAACAACUAAAUCAAAUUAGUUUGGAUAAUCUGUACAUUUAUUAAUCAAUGCGACUGAUGGAUUCACUUAUGCCACUACAUCUUUAGUCUUUUAUAUUGAUUCAAUCCCUAUCACAUACUUAAUUAUUUUACUUUUCUAAGUACUGAGUCCUAUUUUAGGAUUAAUAGGAUUAUGGAAAUAUCGUUCACAUUUUUAUAAUUGUGUCUAUAAAAGCUCUUAUUGCACUACACCAAUCUAAAUAAUUUGUGGGGAAGAAGUUAUUAUUUAAAUUCCAUUACUUGGAAAUAAAUUAAAAACUGCACAAUCACUCUGGAAUUCAUACUUUAAUACUUUAGACAAAUCUGUGAUUAUUAAAGAAUUUGACAUAGAAAAAUAAAAACUAGAUGCUAUAUUUGAAAAUAAGAAUCCCGAACUUAAAGCUUAGCAUUAAAUUGGAAAUGGUGGUAUUCUAAAUAGCAAACUUUUAAAAUUAUCAGAGCAGCAAUAAUUUUUAUAUUAAAAAUUAUCUGCAUGUUAAAGCCCAAGUAAUUUAAAGAAGAAGUUAUACAGAACUUUAAGAAAAAAAACUUAAUCAGUUCAUUUUAACUAAAAUGAUUAAAGCAAAGAUAAUAGUAAUCAAGUUAUAAAAAAUGAGUAAUAAGAUUAGUAAAUUCGUUAGUAAAAUUUAAAAUUGUGUUAUUUCAAUUAAGACAAUUCUUUGAAUUAUUCCAAAAUUAUAAUGGAAAUUCGUGAAUAGUAUAUUAAGAAUCAUAAAGUACCUAACAAAAAAUUACUUGAAUAGCUGAAUGAUCCUCUGUCUAUGAUUUAUAGAGCACUAACCGGGUUGGCUUCAAUAUCUAUAGCUAAUAUUUUACCAGAAAGAAUUAUAUAGCAGUCUAUAGAUUAUUUAAAAACAGUUGCAAAAAAAUAAGGAUACUUUGAAAAAGAUUGGUAUAAACAUUACACAAUCAUUGAGCAUCAAUUCUCAAGAGUGCAUAUUGAUCAAUUUCCAUUAGUAAAGGUAGAUACUGAUCAUUUAUAAAAAGUUUUAAAUAUUUUAUUUUCAAAUAUAGAUCUUAAAUAAGAAGAGAUAAAUAAUUUUUAUUAAAAAUAUUUUCCUUUCAUCAAAGAUAAUUUAAUUGCAAUAGCUUUGGGCUUCACCUAGGGUGGAUAAGGGAUUAUACCAAAGAUAAGAGGGGAAUGCAUUGAAAUUAAAUCUCAUAAUAUUUAAAACAUAAGAACAUUUAGACCUUUUAUUAAAAAAACAUUUUUUUUUUCUAAAUUAAUAUUUAGAAAUUAAACUUUAGUAGCUAAAGAGUUUUCUAGUAUAUAAGAAAUACCUUCAUGGAUAUAAAGUAUAGAUCUUGCUAAUAAUGUAAUUUUAAUCAAAGGAAGGACACAACAUAAAGAUAUUGGUUAAUAUGUUUUGAAUAUUUAUGAUGACAAACAUUUUAUUUUAAAGUAAAUAAAAGUGAAUGUUGUUCAAGAAAAGAAUCAAUAAAAUAACAAUACUCAAGAAAAAUCUCCUUUAAUUUUUUCAUAAGAAUCAAUUUAUCGUGAUUCAGCUCCGAAUUUUAUUAAACCUAUUCAAUUUACAAGCGAAAAAUCUGCUGAUGAUGAUGAUGAACUACCUCUAGAAUCUAUUAAAAAUAGUACAAAAAGUCGUUAUUUUGGAGAUUCUGGUUCAUUAAGAAAAAAAACUAACUAGUUAAGCCUUAAAAAUACAAAUAUAUUGUAAUUAUGA
Messenger RNA from Tetrahymena thermophila SB210, 4566 nucleotides. RefSeq lists its product as hypothetical. The record is from RefSeq and is a predicted model, not a curated record. Gene Ontology annotation, molecular function: calcium ion binding. Lineage: Eukaryota; Ciliophora; Oligohymenophorea; Hymenostomatida; Tetrahymenidae. The transcript has a single exon. Gene Ontology annotation, cellular component: membrane.